AUGAUCGUUUGGCUAAUGCUGAUCUUCUACCCGGUCGCUGCCGGGUUGGUUAAGGAGCAGGUGCUACCGGUCGGGUGCUCAAUACCGUUCUUUGAUUACACUCAACAUCCGUGGUAUAUCAUCAACUACAUCAUGAAUGCCGCGCUGAUCGUCCUUAUUGCACUAAUGUUUGCGGGGCUCGACGGGCCGUUCUACUUGUUCGUCUGCCACUCUGCGGCACAGUUGGAGAUACUGAUUCUGUACGCUAGCCGGAUCGGAGAGAAUCCAGACAACCCGGAUGAGCAAAGGCGUAUCGUAAGAAAGAUGUUUGACAUUCAUACGCGCAUGUCGGACUUUAGCUCCAAGUGCUCCCGCAUCUUUCAAGACAUAUUUCUUAGCCAAACGAUCUGUUCGACGAUACAUAUCUGCGUGUCACUGUUCCACGUUCAGUUUAACAGCAAGAGUAACUCCUUCGGGAUGGCGUUAACUAAUGUUUGCAAAAUGUGGCUCUUCUGCUAUGGCGGGGAGUUUAUAAAAACCAAAGCGAACGCGUUCAACAAUGCCCUGUACGCCUCCCGAUGGUACAGGCAGUGGGUCCGACGCGAUCUCGCCGAUAUCCUGUUUAUGAUGGCGAAUGCUCAGCGGAAUUAUGGUUUCAGCGUCGGUGGCUUUCGGUACCUCUCGUACGAAACAUUCACAGAGAUCAUGAAGACGGCCUAUACAUGUAACGCUUUUUUGCAGCAAGUGUUCAAAUGA
This is a messenger RNA of Anopheles bellator, 735 nucleotides long. RefSeq names its product odorant receptor 63a-like. The transcript has 5 exons. Gene Ontology annotation, molecular function: odorant binding; olfactory receptor activity. The record is from RefSeq and is a predicted model, not a curated record. Bases 1 to 735 code for a protein of 244 amino acids. Gene Ontology annotation, biological process: detection of chemical stimulus involved in sensory perception of smell; sensory perception of smell. Lineage: Eukaryota; Metazoa; Arthropoda; Insecta; Diptera; Culicidae. Gene Ontology annotation, cellular component: plasma membrane.